AUGGAUGACACUUGUGCUGUUUGUGCUGAUACCCUUGAAUGGGUUGCUUAUGGACCAUGUCUCCAUAAAGAAGUCUGCUCUACUUGCACUAUUCGUCUUCGUUUCAUUUGCAAUGAUUUCAAUUGCUGCAUUUGCAAAUCAGAAUCUAACACCAUCUUUAUCACUAAGGCUUUAGGGGAUUAUACAAGGAUGAUAAGUGACUUCAAGGGUUUAGGUGGAGUUAAUGGAAGUGAGGGUAAAGUCGGGGAGUAUUGGUAUCAUGAAGGCACAAAGGCUUAUUUUGAUGAAUUUGAUCAUUAUAAGAUGAUUAAAGCUAUGUGUAGGUUAUCAUGCAAUGUUUGCAACAAGAAGGACGGAGGGUCAAAGGAGUUUAAUAGCGUUGAGCAAUUGAAGGGUCAUUUGUUUCACAGGCAUAAACUGCUUAUGUGCAGUCUGUGUUUGGAAGGCAGGAAGAUAUUUAUAAGUGAGCAGAAGUUAUAUAAUAGAGCACAAUUGACUCAACAUGUGAGGACGGGUGAUUCGGUGGUUGAUGGCAGUGAAAUUGAAAGAGGUGGAUUUACAGGACAUCCUAUGUGUGAGUUCUGCGAGAAUCCCUUUUAUGGAGAUAAUGAGCUUUACUUGCAUAUGUCCACUGAGCAUUUUACUUGCCACAUAUGCCAAAGGCAGCAUCCUGGACAAUAUGAAUACUUUAACAAUUAUGAUAACUUGGAGAUCCAUUUUGGUCAAGAGCAUUUCUUAUGUGAGGAUGAGGCUUGCCUUGGAAAAAAGUUUAUUGUUUUUGCAACUGAAUCCGAAUUGAAGAGGCAUAAUGCCAUGGAACAUGGAGGGCGCAUGUCUCGUUCUAAGCGUAGUGCUGUACUUCAGAUACCUACGAGUUUCCGGUUUCGGCAAAUUAAUGAACAUGAUCGGCAUCGUGGAGGUCAUGGUAGUCGUUCUGAUUCAUCAGGCUAUCAGAUGAACAUGGCCAAUGAAGAUAACCUUGAGACAGCCAAUGCUGAAAGGCCGUAUGGUAUUUCGUCAAAUGCCCAAUCUUUUUCUACUCGCAGAGAGGAAGGUGAAAUUGAUAUAAUUACGAACCCUUUCGAGUCAUUAACCACCAUAGAUUCUGAGCCACCUUCAAGAUAUCGUCAGGAUAUAGGAUGGAACUCUAGGAGUGCACCAAUGGAAGAAAUGUCCUUUCCACCACUUCCUGUGGCUUCAAGCAGUAGCCAACAGAGAUCCAGAAAUGGUUUGGGAGGUUCAAGUGUGAAUACAAUGGCUGCUCGCAUGCGUCGCCGAAAUAUGGUAAAAGUUCUUAAUACUUCUCGGGCUUGGCCAGCAGCAAAUAAUCAUCCCAACUCAUUAGCUAGUAUUUCUUACCAGUCGAGGCCCGUGCCAGAUUCUGGGGUUUUAUCUUCAUCCAGUUCUCUGAGUUUAUCCCAGAGUAAGCAAGCAACAGUUAAGGAGUCUGUUCUAUCUACUCACACGAGCUCUGCUCAGGCUGGGCCAUCAAGGGCCAAUGGACUUGUUCUAUCUUCUAAUUUUCCAAGUUCAUCAAGGACUUCAAAUAGGAACAGCAGGGUAAGCCAAGCUACAGUGGCUCCAAAUGCUGUAGACAGAACUUCUCUCAAAUCUGUUUCUAGUGUUCCCUUUCUGUCUGCCACUAAAGCGGACAAAAUGUCUACAAGUGCCUCAACUUUGCCGAAGGUUGAGGAUGUUCAAUCUGCUAAUAAGGCUCUAGUGGAAAAAAUCCGUGCUGCAUUAGAAUUUAACGAUGACAAAUUCACUGCAUUUAAAAUAAUAUCCACAGAGUAUUGCCGGGAUAUAAUUGAUACUGCAGAAUAUCUUGCCUCUGUGUAUCAAUUUGGUCUGUCACAUCUUGUCCCUGAGCUAGCUAGACUUUGUCCCAGUGCUGAGAAGCAAAGAGAGCUUGUUGAGAUUUAUAAUUACAAUGUGAGUAUGAAAGGUUCUGUUGAAAAUGGUUUGAGCAUUGACAAUGGUCGAUCCAAAUGCAAGAAAAGUUCAAAGAAAGGCAAAGAGAAGUGUGCUGAUAAUGGUAUCAGUAGCUUUGACAACAUUUUGUCUGAUAGUCUUAAGGUGGAGAUCUUACCAAAGGAGGGGCAUCCUGGUGGAAAAGGCAAAUCAAAGAUUUUGGUUGAUGAACAAGCCAACUUAAAUUUGUCAAUGGAGUCAAAGAGUGAAAAUGUUGCUCAGCAAGCUGGUGUCAUCUCGAAGAAGAAUUUCCUUAAGAACCGUCUCGGUGAUGCUUCCAGUGACACACUGCCAGAUGAUGAUCCUGAUGAAAAGGAAGAGAAAGCAGAUGCGAACAAAGAUAUACCUAAAGUGUUGCCGGUGGGUGGAGUUUGGAAUAAUGGGGGAGGCCGAAAGCUUGUGGCGAUGACCCAGAUGACCCAAGAAGACCGCAAAAAAUGA
Messenger RNA from Dovyalis caffra, 2412 nucleotides. The record is from the annotation of a GenBank genome assembly. NCBI's taxonomy places the organism in Eukaryota, Viridiplantae, Streptophyta, Magnoliopsida, Malpighiales, Salicaceae.